Molecule: messenger RNA, 656 nt
Organism: Drosophila busckii
Lineage: Eukaryota; Metazoa; Arthropoda; Insecta; Diptera; Drosophilidae
Gene: ND-PDSW
Product: NADH dehydrogenase [ubiquinone] 1 beta subcomplex subunit 10
Exons: 4
Coding region: 108-593 (161 amino acids)
Source: RefSeq, a predicted model, not a curated record
UAUCGAUAGAGCGAAACACUCUAACAGCUGUCAUCCACUAAACGAAAAUCAGCUGUUUGUUGUUUUUAAGAGCUGGUAGAAAAUUUGUUGAGCUUAAAAGCCAUAAGAUGCCGGAGCCGCGCAGUCCAAUGGCCAGCUUCGCACAAUCUGUGCAAAAUACUAUUGAUGGACCAAUAACCUGGUUCCGUGAGACAAUUGUGGAACCGAAUCAACAAAAAUACAACUGGUACCAUCAGCGUUUCAACCGUGUGCCGACAAUCGACCAAUGCUAUACGGACGAUGCUGUCUGCCGUUUCGAGGCCGAUCAACAAUUCCGCCGUGAUCGCAUGGUGGACAAUGAAAUUUUAAACAUAUUGCGUCAACGUUUUGAGGAUUGCAUGCUCUACGAGGCACCCGAUCAUAUGGUCAAGUGCCGUCCCUUGUUGGAUACGUACGAGAAGGCCACGGAGAAUUGGUUUAUCAAGUAUGGUGACUUGGGUGGUUAUGCCAAUGCCAAGACUGCGUAUAUGAAGCAAAAGCAUCGUCUGAUUUGGGAACGUCGCCAUGGACCUGUGGGCAGCGGCAUGAAGGAUGAAGAUAAGUUGGGUCAUUAGUCAAAUUGACAGCAAUUUGUAAUGUUUGAUGUGUGAAAAAUACAUGAGUUUAGUCGGAAAAAA